AUGUGGAAGUUAAUAAGUCUUAUACUUAUUAGUAAAACAUUUGAAGGACUUAAUGCAGAACGGAAUAAUUAUUUUGGCAUUGAAUUAUUACAGGGAAUUAACGAACAGACCACAGGAAAUGUGGUAAUUUCACCGCUAAGUGUUAAAUCAGCUCUGACUAUUUUAUCAGAGGCAACCGGAGGUGAUACUCGAGAGGAACUUUUGUCAGCUCUGAGACUUCCUUCUGACAUAUCGCAAAUUCGUGAUAUAUCCAAACAAAUACUGCAAUCUUUGUUGACAACUACCAAUGGAACAGAAAUCGAUGCAGCGAACCGCCUGUGGCUUGAACAGGGAACUCAAUUAUCGGAUAAUUUUAAUAACAUAUUAAAAUCCAAUUACGGCGGUGACACCAGCAAUGUUGCCUUUAGUAACAUCCAGUCAACAGUAUUAACUAUUAAUAACUGGGUUCGGCAAUUUACCCGCGGUCAUAUAGACUCUAUUGUUGAUUCAAGCUCACUGAGUCCAGCGACUAAAAUACUAUUGACAUCCGCGCUUUAUUUCAAAGGCAACUGGAAAAAGGCAUUCGAUAAAAACUUAACUCGUAAUCGAUGUUUCAAUAUUCCUAAUCAAGCUUGUCAUACUGUACCGAUGAUGGAAAGUGUUUCCAAUUAUUUUUAUGCCUCCAUUCCGGAUUUAAAAGCUGAAGUUGUUGAAAUUCCUUACGAUGAUGACAAAAUAUCAAUGUUAGUUUUCUUACCAACCAAGGAAGGUCUACAAAGUUUAUCAAUUUUAUCGAGAGAUUUAUCAUAUACAUCUAUAUCUUCAAUACUUAACAGUCUUCGAGAAACAGAAUUGAUACUUUUGAUGCCUAGAUUUAGUGUUGAAACUAAAACAGAUUUGCGCUCAACUCUCGAAACGUUGGGAAUCAGACAAUUGUUUACCGUAAAUGCAAAUUUUACUAAUUUUUUGAUAAAUGGCGGUGCUAAAGUUGACAGCGUUCUUCAUAAUGCCAAAAUAGAAGUCAAUGAGGAUGGUACUGUUGCAGCUGCAGUUACAGGACUGUCAGUGGUUCCACUGAUGGGAUCAUCGAUCGACGCAUUUAGAGUAAAUCGUCCAUUCUUGUUAAUGCUAAUUGAUCGUCAAACCAACAGCAUAAUAUUUAGCGGUCGCGUAAUUCGACCAUGA
This is a messenger RNA of Cotesia congregata, 1164 nucleotides long. NCBI's taxonomy places the organism in Eukaryota, Metazoa, Arthropoda, Insecta, Hymenoptera, Braconidae. The record is from the annotation of a GenBank genome assembly.